AUGCAAAAAAUAACACAUUUGUGGAAUGUGAAUCAAUUUAUUACAAAAUUAAAUUGUUCACAAACUAAGAAUUUGCAAACGUUUUACAUCAAAAAAUGUAGAACAUUGGGUGAAGGAAUGCAACUUCCAUAUCAAAAUUUUAGUCCUUCAGUGAUGUGUCCAUAUUGUGGAUCACUUUGGGAAACAGUGGAUUAUACCAUUCGAAUAUCAAGAGGUAAAGAACUUUCCAAAUCCAUGAAAAAAGUUGCAUGUUCUAUGAAUAACAAUAACAAAAGAAUACCCAAAGUUCGAAGAAAAUUAGUAGAAAAGUGUUUAAAAAAUAAAAUGAACAAGUUAAUAAUUAAAUGUUCAGUUUGCUCAAAAAGUACAAAAAUGGCUUUUAAUAAACCACAAAGAGAGAAGAUACAAAAAACCAGUUCAGAAGGUGUUCAAAGCUGUCAAAAACGGAAAAAGAAAAGGACCAAAGAUAGGACUGCUGGUUUAAACAUUUCUGGAACUGUAAACUCCAAUACAGAAAAUAUUUCAGGAGGAUUGAAAAAAGUAAACACAAAAAGAGUGAGAAACACUACAAACUUUAUUAAAUCAACUCAGAAGUUAAAAUUAAAUAUAAAUCGAUUAAAAGAUUAUGUGAAUAAAGUUGCAACACCUCCAAAGAGGAACAGUCUACAGAGCUUUUUAUCAGAGCUUUGCUGA
Messenger RNA from Habropoda laboriosa, 693 nucleotides. RefSeq lists its product as uncharacterized. The record is from RefSeq and is a predicted model, not a curated record. The coding region runs from base 1 to 693 and encodes 230 amino acids. The transcript has 2 exons. NCBI's taxonomy places the organism in Eukaryota, Metazoa, Arthropoda, Insecta, Hymenoptera, Apidae.